Molecule: messenger RNA, 595 nt
Organism: Tarenaya hassleriana
Lineage: Eukaryota; Viridiplantae; Streptophyta; Magnoliopsida; Brassicales; Cleomaceae
Product: histidine-containing phosphotransfer protein 4-like
Exons: 6
Coding region: 71-520 (149 amino acids)
Biological process (GO): phosphorylation; phosphorelay signal transduction system; cytokinin-activated signaling pathway
Cellular component (GO): cytoplasm; nucleus
Molecular function (GO): protein histidine kinase binding; histidine phosphotransfer kinase activity
Source: RefSeq, a predicted model, not a curated record
AAUAAAAAUUAAAUAUCUUCACAUAUAAAUUGUUUUUUUUUCUUGGGGUGCUUCAAUAUUUUUCUGCAUAAUGGAAAGAAAUAUGCAUAAGCAAGUGGCAAUAAUGAAAAAGUCCCUCUUUGAUCAGGGAUAUUUGGAUGAACAAUUCAUGGAGUUGGAAGAACUCCAAGAUGAUGCAAACCCUAACUUUGUUGAAGAAGUUGUUGCAUUGUACUUCAAAGAUUCAGCUCGACUAAUCAACAACAUAGAGCAGGCUUUGGGGCGAAGUCCUCUGGAUUUCAAUAGGCUUGAUGGUUACAUGCAUCAAUUGAAGAGCAGUAGCACGAGCAUUGGCGCUAGUAAAGUCAAGGCUGAAUGCCCUUUAUUCAGGGAGUUCUGCAGAGCUGGAAACGCCGAUGGAUGUCUAAGGAGUUUCCAGCAAUUGAAGAAAGAACAUGCAACUCUGAGAAAGAAGCUUGAAAAUUAUUUCCAGUUGGCGAGGCAAGUUGGGCCAAGGGAGACAGCAUGUAGGCCCAAGUAACGAGACAUUCGGUUUGGUCUGAAAUUUUUGUAUAAUUUUCUUUUACCAUUUAAUAAACCGUCCAAUUUCCUUUAA